This is a messenger RNA of Raphanus sativus (radish), 761 nucleotides long. RefSeq lists its product as uncharacterized. Gene Ontology annotation, cellular component: endoplasmic reticulum membrane. Lineage: Eukaryota; Viridiplantae; Streptophyta; Magnoliopsida; Brassicales; Brassicaceae. The record is from RefSeq and is a predicted model, not a curated record. Gene Ontology annotation, biological process: vacuolar proton-transporting V-type ATPase complex assembly. The coding region runs from base 134 to 457 and encodes 107 amino acids. The transcript has 3 exons.
UUGGGGGUUGAGUUGACAAGAGAGAGAGAGAACCGAAAAAAAGAAAUCUAGACAUUGGAAGGAAAGCAAAAUACUCAAAGAGACCUUGAGAGUCCGAGACCGAGUUAACUCGCCAGAUUCAGCUGUAGAUCAAAUGGCUGGGGUUAUGCAGAAGUUCCUAGUUGCAUCAAUGUUCAUGUGGAUGCUUCCUAUUGCCAUCUUAUACGCUUUCAACCAUGAUUUGCUCCCUGGUUCGACAACAUUGUCCCCACACUCUCUUACACUUCUAAGUGGAUUUCUUGCGGUGGUAUCAGUCAAUGUAGUGAUUGUGUUCUACAUCUGUCUGGCCCUGAAAGAACCUGUGGAUAAACACAAGCCAGACGCUUCGUUUGUCGCAGAGGCCAAAGAUAGUGUGAAGAAACUGACAUCAGGAUCAGGAGUCCCAAGCACUGACCCGGCACUUAAGAAACAAGAGUAAGAGGUUACCACAUCCCAUUUUCCUUAAAACAAGGAACAGCGCUGAUGUUGCAUCUGAUGGCGAGCAUGUUUCAGGUUCUUGAAAUGUAUUUCCUAUAAUUUGUAGAAAUUCUUGGCUGGUAGAUUAUCCUCUGUUGUGACAUUUGAUGGUUUUGGGGUUUGGUUUUAAGCAAAAGAAACUGCAAUGUUCAUGUUGAACGGAUACGAUAGCUAAUGUUUUAGGGACAAAACUGUGUUUCCAGUUGGUGUUCCUUCAUUGCAAGGAUGCUAAGCGAAUUUUACGGUUACAAUUGUUUACUUGUAAA